Naumovozyma castellii is the source of this 1437-nucleotide messenger RNA. RefSeq names its product putative sugar transporter (gene VPS73). NCBI's taxonomy places the organism in Eukaryota, Fungi, Ascomycota, Saccharomycetes, Saccharomycetales, Saccharomycetaceae. Bases 1 to 1437 code for a protein of 478 amino acids. The record is from RefSeq and is a predicted model, not a curated record. The transcript has a single exon.
AUGUCUCGAAUAACCAAGAAUCUUGUCGCUAGUAUACUGGUGGCAUGUCUAGGCGCCAUCCAGUUCGGCUACCACCUGGGUAUCAUGAACGUACCAAGUCAGGUCCUCUCAUGUUCCGAAUUCAAAGUACCCAAUGAGGACGUCCCCUACGUGGAAACCUGGCUUGGUAAGUCCGGAUUCAAACAAUGCAUCCCCCUAGAUGAUGAACAAAUUGGUAUCACGAACGCCAUAUUUUGUCUCGGUGGCAUCGUGGGGUCUUUCUUUGUGGGUACCAUUUGCAACAUGUACGGAAGAAGAAUAAUCAGCUUAUUUAACUGUCUACUCUCACUCAUUGGAGCAUUGAUUAUUUUUAGUGGGAAUUCAUUCAGCACCUUGUUAUGGGGACGAUUGUUGACUGGUGUUGCAUGUGGGGCCACGUUGAUUGUAGGUCCAUUAUUUAUCAAGGAAGUGACGCCUCCACAUUGGAAAGGGUUCCUUAAUGUGACUAAUCAAGUUAUGAUCAAAGUUGGUAUCCUUUUGACUCAAUUGAUUGGAAUUGUACUUAACGAUUCUUAUCGAUGGAGAUGGAUAUUCUUCUGUGGUGCCAUUGCUGCUUUGGUUAACUUGGUUCUAUGGCUUGAAAUUGACGAUUCCCCCAAAUGGUUAUUCUCUAGAGGUGAUACGUUGGGUGCAGAAAUGGCACUAUUUAAUCUACGAGGUGGACUUUAUCAAGAGGCGCAAGAGGAAGUACAAACGUGGCAGAGAGAAGUGGAACAACAAAAUUCUUUGGCUAAUGUGGAGCCUAUGGGAGAGUAUAAUGUUAUGAUGGGACCUUCUUCAUUCUGGCAAUAUAUCCAUAAAGAAUUAUAUUGGAGACCACGUCAAAUUAUAACUAUUUUAUUGAUGGGUCAACAAUUUUGUGGAAUUAGCUCCAUUGUAUUUUAUGGUGUUAAAGUCAUUGAUCAAGUUGAUCCCAAACAUUCCCUGGAAAUAAAUUUCUUAAUUCAAUUGACCACAGUGUUUGUUACUAUUAUUACUUGCAUUAUGGUCCCAGUGAUGAACCGGAAGCCAUUAUUAUUAAUAUCCAGUGUGUUGGUGGUCGUUUCUUCCUUCUUAUUAACGAUAGGAAUAAAUAGAAAUGAUGGGACACUAUUGGCGGUGGCGGUGUUCAUAUACAUAAUUGGAUUUGCCAUUGGGCUAGGUCCAUUACCAUAUUUGAUCAUGAAAGAAAUAUCGACCCCUCCUGAUCAAAAGAUGGCUCAAAAAUAUGGAACUGUAUGCAACUGGACUGCCACGAUGAUUAUUGGGUACAUAUUCCCACUACUAUUCGAUAUAAUGAAUGGGUAUGCAUAUUUUGUGUUCACCAUAGUGGCUAUAUUAUUAACUUAUUAUAUUUUCAGCAGUGUACCUGAAACCAGAAAUAGCCGAAAUUUUGUAGAGAUGUGGAUGGGCUUCUGA